This is a messenger RNA of Pongo pygmaeus (Bornean orangutan), 2522 nucleotides long. It is a transcript of the gene CLPTM1L, whose product is annotated as CLPTM1 like. The record is from RefSeq and is a predicted model, not a curated record. Gene Ontology annotation, cellular component: membrane; endomembrane system. NCBI's taxonomy places the organism in Eukaryota, Metazoa, Chordata, Mammalia, Primates, Hominidae. The coding region runs from base 504 to 2018 and encodes 504 amino acids. The transcript has 17 exons.
AGGCGGCGGGGCCCGGAAGCGGCGCGCUGGGCCGGCGAAUCCCGCGGCGCCAGGUCGGAGCGGGGCCGGAGCAUGCGGGGCGGCCGGCGGUCUGCGGCGCGCGGCGCAUUCGUUCCCCCGCGGCGGUGGCGGCGGCGCGCGGCGGCUCUCCAGUGAGCGGCGGAGCCCGGAGCGGCGGGCUGGGCGCCGGGCGGGCGGGGCCCGCGGCUGAGAGGCGGGCGGGCAGUGGGCGCCGGGCGCGGUGCGCGGGGCCGCCAUGUGGAGCGGCCGCAGCUCCUUCACCAGCCUGGUGGUGGGCGUGUUCGUGGUCUACGUGGUGCACACCUGCUGGGUCAUGUACGGCAUCGUCUACACCCGCCCGUGCUCCGGCGACGCCAACUGCAUCCAGCCCUACCUGGCGCGGCGGCCCAAGCUGCAGUUCGGAGCUGUGGCCGCGCGAGUCGAGAUGGAACCUUUCCUGGUUCCCCAGCGGCCAGGUCUUCCGCCCUCCAGCUGGCCGUGGGAUGCGAGUGCGUCCUGCCAGGGCCUGGCCGAGCUGGCUCUCGACGCCCCCUCCUUUCCAGCUGAGCGUGUACACCACGACGAGGUCCCACCUGGGUGCUGAGAACAACAUCGACCUGGUCUUGAAUGUGGAAGACUUUGAUGUGGAGUCCAAAUUUGAAAGGACAGUUAAUGUUUCUGUACCAAAGAAAACGAGAAACAAUGGGACGCUGUAUGCCUACAUCUUCCUCCAUCAUGCUGGGGUCCUGCCGUGGCAUGAUGGGAAGCAGGUGCACCUGGUCAGUCCUCUGACCACCUACAUGGUCCCCAAGCCGGAAGAAAUCAACCUGCUCACUGGGGAGUCUGAUACACAGCAGAUCGAGGCAGAGAAGAAGCCGACGAGCGCCCUGGAUGAGCCAGUGUCCCACUGGCGACCGCGGCUGGCACUCAAUGUGAUGGCGGACAACUUUGUCUUCGAUGGGUCCUCCCUGCCUGCCGAUGUGCAUCGGUACAUGAAGAUGAUUCAGCUGGGGAAGACCGUGCAUUACCUGCCCAUCCUGUUCAUCGACCAGCUCAGCAACCGCGUGAAGGACCUGAUGGUCAUAAACCGCUCCACCACCGAGCUGCCCCUCACCGUGUCCUACGACAAGGUCUCGCUGGGGCGGCUGCGCUUCUGGAUCCACAUGCAGGACGCCGUGUACUCCCUGCAGCAGUUUGGGUUUUCAGAGAAAGAUGCUGAUGAGGUGAAAGGAAUUUUUGUAGACACCAACUUGUACUUCCUGGCACUGACCUUCUUUGUCGCAGCGUUCCAUCUUCUCUUUGAUUUCCUGGCCUUUAAAAAUGACAUCAGUUUCUGGAAGAAGAAGAAGAGCAUGAUUGGCAUGUCCACCAAGGCAGUGCUCUGGCGCUGCUUCAGCACCGUGGUCAUCUUCCUGUUCCUGCUGGAUGAGCAGACGAGCCUGCUGGUGCUGGUCCCGGCGGGCGUUGGAGCUGCCAUUGAGCUGUGGAAAGUUAAGAAGGCAUUGAAGAUGACUAUUCUUUGGAGAGGCCUGAUGCCCGAAUUUGAGUUUGGCACUUACAGCGAAUCUGAGAGGAAAACCGAGGAGUACGAUACUCAGGCCAUGAAGUACUUGUCGUACCUGCUGUACCCGCUCUGUGUCGGGGGCGCUGUCUAUUCACUCCUGAACAUCAAAUACAAGAGCUGGUACUCCUGGUUAAUCAACAGUUUCGUCAACGGGGUCUAUGCCUUCGGUUUCCUCUUCAUGUUGCCCCAGCUCUUUGUGAACUACAAGUUGAAGUCAGUGGCACAUUUGCCCUGGAAGGCUUUCACCUACAAGGCUUUCAACACCUUCAUUGAUGACGUUUUUGCCUUCAUCAUCACCAUGCCCACGUCUCACCGGCUGGCCUGCUUCCGGGACGACGUGGUGUUUCUGGUCUACCUGUACCAGCGGUGGCUUUAUCCUGUGGAUAAACGCAGAGUGAACGAGUUCGGGGAGUCCUACGAGGAGAAGGCCACGCGGGCGCCCCACACGGACUGAAGGCCGCCCAGGCUGCCGCCGGCCAAGUGCAACUUGAAUUGUCAAUGAGUAUUUUUGGAAGCAUUUGGUGGAAUUCCUAGACAUUGCAUUUUCUGUGUUGCCAAAAUCCCUUCGGACAUUUCUCAGACAUCUCCCAAGUUCCUGUCACGUCAGAUUUGGAGCUGGUAGCGCUUACGAUGCCCCCACGUGUGAACAUCUGUCUUGGUCACAGAGCUGGGUGCUGCCGGUCACCUUGAGCUAUGGUGGCUCCCGGCACACGAGUGUCCGGGGUUCGGCCAUGUCCUCACGCUGGCAGGGGCGGGAGCCCUCGUGCUGGCAGGGGGGCUGUCGGAUUUCCAUUUCAGGUGGUUUUCUAAGUGCUCCUUAUGUGAAUUUCAAACACAUAUGGAAUUCAUUCCGCAUGGACUCUGGGAUCAAAGCCUCUUUCCUCUUUUGUUUGAGAGUGGGUUGUUUUAAAGCUUAAUGUAUGUUUCUAUUUUAAAAUAAAUUUUUCUGGUUGUGGCA